AUGAGUCUACUGAGAGCACAAGACAUCUUUCCCAACAAAAAAGGCGAAAAUAGACAACCAACUGAUAACGAUGAUAGCGAAAGAGGAGAGGAACAGAAAUUGGGCAAAUUCGUGGCUUUGUUAUGCCCUUCGUACAGGUUGCCAACAAGAAAGACAUUGUCCGAUAAACUAUACGUCCAAGGGACGUCAUCGCAUUAUAUUGAUGUUAAUAAUGCAAGACUCUGCUCCAAUCUGCUUUGUGGCAUUGAGUUUGGAGAGCGUCAUACAAGUGGGAGUGAAUGCAACUCCUUAAAAGAACAAAUUUCCAAAUGGAAAAUUGAGCACAAAGUUGGCGCAGUUGUCAGCGAUAAAGCUUCAAAUGUCAUUGCGGCAAUGCAGUUUAUAGGUCCACGUUAUCGUCGUCCAAAGAAACCAAAAGACAAGACUCAAGUCGAUGAAAAGAGACCUCGCACAGCGUUCUCCGGUGAACAAUUAGCAAGAUUGAAACGUGAAUUCAAUGAAAACCGCUACCUAACCGAACGUAGACGCCAACAAUUGAGCUCCGAAUUGGGUCUAAAUGAGGCACAAAUUAAAAUUUGGUUCCAAAAUAAACGCGCUAAAAUUAAGAAAUCAACAGGAUCGAAAAAUCCUUUGGCAUUGCAAUUGAUGGCUCAAGGUCUUUACAAUCAUACAACAGUUCCUUUGACAAAAGAAGAAGAGGAAUUGGAAAUGCGAAUGAAUGGACAAUUGUAUGAUGGAUAAAUAAAAUAUUAACAACAAAUAAAAGAACGAACAAAAGUAGAAGAAAAACAAUCCUGAUCCUUGUGCAAUAUUUAUUUAAACAAAUUUUAUUUAAUAUUCUUUUUUCAUAUCAUGAUCAAAAAUUGUACAUAAACCUUAAAAAAAGGACAUUUUGAAAAAAAAGAAAACAUUUCCAAAAAAAUAUAUGAAAAACAUCAUCGCAUCCAUCAAUGAGACUAUUAAUUUUAUUUAUUUAUCAUUUAUUAUGUUUUGUAAAGAAAAAUUAUUUAAUAAAAUAAAAUAUCUACAUAUUUUCAAAUAUAAAUACAAAUUUAAAAAAAAAACUUGUGAUAUUAACGACAUAAUGCUACAUUUUAAUUAUUAUAUAUAUUUUUUUCUUCUUUAAAU
Messenger RNA from Eupeodes corollae, 1128 nucleotides. RefSeq names its product homeobox protein engrailed-like. NCBI's taxonomy places the organism in Eukaryota, Metazoa, Arthropoda, Insecta, Diptera, Syrphidae. Gene Ontology annotation, biological process: regulation of transcription by RNA polymerase II; neuron differentiation; multicellular organism development. Gene Ontology annotation, molecular function: RNA polymerase II cis-regulatory region sequence-specific DNA binding; DNA-binding transcription factor activity, RNA polymerase II-specific. The record is from RefSeq and is a predicted model, not a curated record. Gene Ontology annotation, cellular component: nucleus.